Molecule: messenger RNA, 2163 nt
Organism: Pochonia chlamydosporia 170
Lineage: Eukaryota; Fungi; Ascomycota; Sordariomycetes; Hypocreales; Clavicipitaceae
Product: C2H2 type zinc finger domain-containing protein
Exons: 3
Coding region: 1-2163 (720 amino acids)
Biological process (GO): DNA-templated transcription; regulation of transcription by RNA polymerase II
Cellular component (GO): chromatin
Molecular function (GO): RNA polymerase II cis-regulatory region sequence-specific DNA binding; DNA-binding transcription factor activity, RNA polymerase II-specific; zinc ion binding
Source: RefSeq, a predicted model, not a curated record
AUGGACGGGUCUCAGACACGGGAUACGGACCAGACUGGUGUGGUGCAAGAUGAAAAUCAAGAAGCGGGCUGUAACGGUGUUGACUUUGAGCAAUAUGAAGAGAAUAUUCCGAAGGACUACAGAAACUAUGCUAUACAAGCUUCACCCAGCGCCGGAUUCGCAGGUUUCGACCAAGGCUUCGGUCCCAUGGUGCUGGAGGACGGCUGCAGUCCGGCCUUUGACAAUGGGAACACGCCGAGUGAUGGGAAUGGAACGGUUUACUCUCAGUCUCUAGAUGCUACGCUGCCUUUUGAUUUCAGGGGAACUGGGUUUGACUGGCUGGAUUUUGACAUCUCGAAUCUUCAGCUGCCUAUCGACACCCAGCCGGCCAUGGAAGAACAUCCACCUCCUGCUCCAACAGUGUACAGCGUUCUACCGUCAACCAAUAUGAUGCCCCCUCUCCCAGCUCUACCCCCAAGGCCGAAAGUGUUACCCUGGCCAUUUGAACAGGGCAAAGAAUCGAGACCGUCACGAUUUCCCCUGCCCAGAUUACACGAUGUGCUGGAGCAGUCAGCGCAGCUUAGUCCAGGAGGUCAGCAGACUCCCGUCGACUGUCUAGUCCAACUGCUCUCUCAGCAGCAGCUGCCGAGUCCGAAGCAGAUAUCCUCACGCAACCUGAAUUCAGGGGUCGAUCUGCUGAAUGAGCUCAUCGAUUCCUACUUCACCGGCUUCCAAAUUAUCCAACCGAUUGUUCAUGCACCAACCUGGGCAAUCAGUGAAUGUCCUACUGUGCUUUUGGCGGCUAUGGUGUGUGUCGGAUCGGUGGUAUCCACUGAUCUCAAAUCUAGCGAGGUAUCGGAUGCUAUUGGCGAAUUCUGUGCCUCUAUGAUUACUUGGCUGGGAAUAUCUGACAGCGCCAACUACUCGAACAUUUCAUAUUUGGCAGCUUUGUGUCUACAUCAAAUAUAUUCGUUGGGAUCCGGAAACCGCCAAUUGUAUCAAAAUGCAGAUCGAACUCGUGGAGUACUCAUCGGGAGCCUACGUGGUCUGGGAUUACUGAAUGCACGACUCAAUAUUCAAGAGGAAACAGUUGAAAGCCAUGGACCUGUCAUAGACCAGACGAAUACGUACGCGGAGUGGAGGGCGUGGGCUACUCGAGAACGAGACAACCGUAUCGCCUGGGCAUCUUUCGAAUAUGACUGCAGUCUGUGUACCUUGACGAACCGUCGCGGAGCUGUCGACUUGAGCGAACUUCCGGCAAGACUGCCAUGUGCUGAAUCUCUGUGGGAAGCCCCGUCGGCGAAUGCUUGGGCUGCGUUGAAGUUUCGCUCCCCAUCCAAAGCGCAAGGGGCUAAGUUGUCCAGUGUUUUGAAAGCAACAAUGGCAGGACAGCCUCUGGGUGAACAUGUUUCCAUGUGGGGGAGAAGAUUGUGUGGCCAAGUCAUUGGGCGCCUACUUUGGGAUUUGAAGCAGCUGGAGGCAUUGUCAACGACGGACUACUUUGACCUUCCUUCGCUAUUCAAGGCUCACCAGCACUCGAAGACGUCGCUUCUUCGUGGGCUGGACUGUCUUUUGGAAUCUAUGGAGCAGCCGUGCUCUACCUCUGAUCUAGUCAGCUACAACAUCUCGUCUCUCUUAUGUCACUAUUCCCACAUGUACGCCGCAGACGACAUCAUGGACAUCAUCCUCUACAUGGUGCGGAAAAUUGUGUCCCUUGGCCCAGAAAAGGAUAAAAGUGUUGCGAUAGCACGACGCCGCCUUUCCGCCGCCAUGAAGACAGACAAGAAGCGCACACGACGUCUUUUAUGGCAUGCAGGUCAGAUUGUAGCCGUCGCCAACGAGUUUUUGGUCUCUGCCCCCUGCGAAAUCAUGCGUUUGUUCAUGGCAUACAUCUUUAUUGUGGCAUAUGUCAAGUACAGCCCUUCGUCAUUGCGGUCAGCUGACGGCGUUGGAGUCAGAUUGGACAUCAAUUGCCGUAACAUGGAGCAGAAGAAGGCAAUAAUGCAUUGGAUUCAGACAGGAGGACCUGCCCAAAUUGGCUCCGCAGCGGACAUCUUUGCGGAUGGGUCAGCGGCACUCAUCACGAGAGAUGCGCAGAACAUCUUUCAGCGACUAGGAUCUUGGGGUCUCGCCGAGAAGUUUGCCAAGAUCUUGCAAAGUUUUGAGAAUCACAGCGGAUUAUGA